AACAAGAUUGUCGCCAUGAGCCUUGCUGAGCCGUCUGACGACUCCCAGGGUAUCCCUUCCAUGGGAACAGCCCUGAGCUCAUGUUCUAUAAAUAUAAAUAGCACGAAGAGAAGGAAGGGGUUGAGGGGGGGUUCACAGUGGAGGUAUAUUAAGGCGAGAGGCGACCACACGAGCCAGGAGAAGAAUCUCAAGAAGACGUGCAUCCAAGUUAGGUUUCCCAUCCAGAAGGUCAGCCUCAUGUCCCGACACGCGGCGCUGAGCAGCCUCUUUGGCGACGAUCCCUUCUUCAGCCAGGGCGGGCUCUUGUGGCCCCUUUCCUCGCUCCGCCAGGACCUCCUCCACCGCAAAGCGGAGCUGGCCGACACGUUCUUCAAGGACGGACCUCGACUCUUGAACUCACCUCUCAUGGGCUCCGCUUUCCUCAGAAUGAGCGACCAAGAAGACGCCGAAGAAGAGGAGACGCAGCGCCAGGUCCAGCGGGCUUCGCCGCACGACGACCUCCUGGUGACCCUGGACGCCCGCGGCUACGCCCCAGGCGACAUCAGCGUCAAACUGGAGGGACGCAACCUGCUGGUGAUGGCCACCAAGCAGGCGGGCGCUCAGGAAGCUCACUCCUGCUCCUCCGCGUCCUCGCGAGCCUCCUUCGCCUCCUCGGCCGCCUCGCGUCUGGGCUUCAAGCAGAAGAUCCACCUGUCGCCUCACCUGGACCUGUCCGGACUGUCCUGCUCGCUCAUGGAGGACGGACAGCUGCGUAUCCACGCCCCGGUGGCUAGGCGGCCAAUCACGGAGGGGCCCCAUGAGCCAAUCGCGGAGGAGCACAAAGAGCCACUGGAGGCUCGCCAAGAGCCAAUCACGGAGGAGCGAGAGGAGGCUCCUCCUCUUUUCAGAACUGCCCUGGAAUUCCCCAUCACUAAGGAGCAGACUGAGGCCCAACACACACACUAGCACACAAACACACACACAGCCUUAAGUCAAUUAAAGACCUACAACUUCACUCUAAAAAGAUCAUUAUAGUUGCACUGCACUUGUUUUCCAUGUCUUGUAUUACUUUGUAACAUCCAAGUGCUGAAAAGGCUUCACGUAAGACUUAAUUAGAGACAUUUUAUGUCAUCGGAAAAGUGUUUUUUUCCCCUUCUUUUUGUUACGUUUUGAUGUACAGCACAGUUAUGUCCCCGAGCACAGUUUAAACAAUUUGCAUUCUCAAGGUUUCAUUUUCAUGUAACCCGCCUCUCACCCAAAGUCAACUGGGAUUGGCUCAGCUCAGCCAACCGCGACAUUAGUGAAUUUAAAACGGAACAGGAAAUUGAAUGACGGAUGGUUUAAUUUGCCAUGCAAUCCAAAUAGCAACAGACGACAUUUAUUUAUUAAUUUUUUUUAUGUACAGUUUCUCAAACUGGGGUCAACGGACCCUCGGGGGUCCUCGAGCCAUUUGAAGUUUUUAAAAAGUUCAUACCCAUAUAUGGGGACCAGCACACCAAUAAAACAAACUGAGUUCAAUUACUUCUGCCUACCUUAGCUUCAGUCCAAUCAAAAGCUCUGAUAUGAUUGUGACGUAUCACAUAAAUCUAAGAUAUCCCUUUUUUUUAAUUUAUUUUUUUAAAGAGGAUAAAGGUGUUAUUUUCCAGAAUAAAAUGUGAAAUAUUAUGACUAAUAAAGUUGUAUUUUGGGAAAUUUACAAGGUAAAAUAUUACUUACGGCUUUAUCUUGGAACAAUACAACUGUAUUCUCGGAAGAUUACAAGCUUUUUCUCUAUUUUAAUGUAUUUUAGUUACAUUAUGACUUUAUUUCUCAAAAAUUGGCAAUGCUUUUUUUAGGUUUUAAUGUUUCAUUCCUAAAUUCCUAGGGGUGCACAUGGUGAUUGUGUGGUGGAAUAUUUGAUACAGCUCUUACAUUGGAUUUCGCGACAUUGUGUAAGUCGUCAUAAUGUAGUGGCUGGUUGGAAUCCAUAUAAAAUUUUCAUUUUUUCCCAAUGAAUUAAGGUUUAUAUUCAUUCUUAACGAAUAAAAGAAUUGGAAUCAA
Phyllopteryx taeniolatus (common seadragon) is the source of this 2019-nucleotide messenger RNA. RefSeq names its product heat shock protein, alpha-crystallin-related, 9 (gene hspb9). The coding region runs from base 16 to 945 and encodes 309 amino acids. NCBI's taxonomy places the organism in Eukaryota, Metazoa, Chordata, Actinopteri, Syngnathiformes, Syngnathidae. The transcript is spliced from 2 exons. The record is from RefSeq and is a predicted model, not a curated record.